GGGAGGAUGAGCGCAUGACCAGCUUGAGUGACAAUAACGUGUCACGUGACCCGCUCCCACACGUGACCUGUUUUGACGGGCUACUUGAAGAAAGGUCCGGAGAAGCACGCCUCUCAAGCUGAUUGACAAGAACCACGUUUCAGCAUGUAUGUCGUAUUCGUCGUCGCAUUGACGUGUCUGGGCGUAUGGGUGGACGCUGUGAACAACGGCCUCGCAAGGACGCCGCCGAUGGGAUGGAUGUCAUGGCAACGUUACCGGUGUAUUACUGACUGCGUUCAACAGCCUGACAACUGCAUCAGCGAGAGUCUCUUCAAGCGUAUGGCUGACAGGCUUGUUAGUGACGGCUACAAAGAUGUCGGCUACGAAUACAUCAACAUCGACGACUGCUGGCCUUUGAAAGACCGCGAUGCCGAGGGCAAGAUCGUCCCCGACCCAACCAGGUUCCCCAGCGGAAUGGCCGACCUGGCUAAAUACAUGCACUCUAAAGGCCUUAAGCUCGGCAUCUACGGCGACUUCGGCACGCUGACAUGCGGCGGCUACCCUGGCAGCAAGUUCUACAUGGACGUCGACGCUCAGACGUUUGCAGACUGGGGCAUCGACUCCCUCAAACUUGAUGGCUGCUACACCAACCCGGACGAUUACGCUACGGGCUACCCGCUGAUGGAGUUCUUCUUGAACAAGACGGGCAGACCAAUCCUGUACUCAUGCAGUUGGCCAGCAUACGUAAAAGAUCCUGACUACAAGACUAUUGCCGACAACUGCAACAUCUGGAGGAACUAUGGCGACAUCCAAGAUUCUUGGGACAGCGUUAAGAGCAUCAUCGGUUUCUAUGGGGACGACACAGAUAACUUCACCAAGUUCGCAGGCCCAGGCAACUUCAAUGACCCAGACAUGAUUAUUCUGGGCAACUUCGGUCUGAGUUACGACCAGCAGCGAGUGCAGAUGGCGAUGUGGGCAGUCAUGGCGUCCCCACUCCUCAUGUCCAACAACCUGGACGACAUACGACCUGAGACAAAGGACCUUCUCCUCAACAAGAACCUCAUAGCCAUCAACCAGGACCCGCUUGGGAUCCAGGGCACCAGGAAAUCUCAGACUGGUAACAUUGAAAUAUGGUCGAGGCCUUUAUCACCGGUGGGGAAAUUCGCCAUCGCCAUCCUGAACCUGGGAGAGGCAGGAUGCGCAGCUAUUGUGAAUACCACCCUGUCCUACAUCGGCCUCACUAACCAGGGUGGCUACAAGGUCACCGAAGGGUUCACAGGUGCAGUGGUGGGGACAUUCUCACUCUCCGACCACUUUGUGAGCAACGUAAACCCAUCCGGUAUACAGUUAUACGUGGCUAGUCCUAACUAGUUUGGUGAAUAGUAUAUUAGCAUUAACAAUGUCAUGACGUAUAUGCCAACAAUUUACUCGUGAGGUAUUUUCCCAAAAACUAUUUUUAUAUUUUCAGUAUUCAUGUGUAAGUUCGAUCCCAGGUAGGGAGACCUUAUGUGAAUUAUUUUAAAGCUGUUUCCAUUCAUUUGUGUUUAGGUAUGUUGCAUUAAGCGGCCGUUAUAGCCUAUUCUUCAUGCAACGAACUGACACGGAUUUGAAAACUCGCAUCGUUAAACCACAUUUACUACACCCCUCUCCAGCCAAUGUACAUAUGCUUGCUUUGUCUCUGUGACAAAGAGAUUGUAUACAUAUCAAUUAUUAAAUAAUAUCUACCCCGA
Haliotis rufescens (red abalone) is the source of this 1709-nucleotide messenger RNA. Its product is annotated as alpha-N-acetylgalactosaminidase-like. The record is from RefSeq and is a predicted model, not a curated record. Gene Ontology annotation, cellular component: cytoplasm. The transcript is spliced from 8 exons. Gene Ontology annotation, molecular function: alpha-galactosidase activity. Gene Ontology annotation, biological process: oligosaccharide metabolic process; glycoside catabolic process; glycosylceramide catabolic process. Lineage: Eukaryota; Metazoa; Mollusca; Gastropoda; Lepetellida; Haliotidae. The coding region runs from base 145 to 1350 and encodes 401 amino acids.